Molecule: messenger RNA, 3064 nt
Organism: Oryzias melastigma (Indian medaka)
Lineage: Eukaryota; Metazoa; Chordata; Actinopteri; Beloniformes; Adrianichthyidae
Gene: prpf40a
Product: PRP40 pre-mRNA processing factor 40 homolog A
Exons: 27
Coding region: 90-2768 (892 amino acids)
Biological process (GO): mRNA cis splicing, via spliceosome
Cellular component (GO): U1 snRNP; U2-type prespliceosome
Molecular function (GO): protein binding; RNA binding
Source: RefSeq, a predicted model, not a curated record
CUUUUCACCGGAAGCAGCUUCAACCAAUCGCUCGGCUCCUUGUUGGGAUGUGCCGCUGCUCACAUUUGUCGGAGGUUCAUUGAGGCAACAUGUCUUCAACAGAAGCUAACAACGGCCCGAGCCAAACCCCGGCUUAUCCGGCCGUACCGCCCUCAACAAUACCUCCUCCAUAUAUGGGACCACCAGGAAUACCUCCUCAUUUUGCUCCAAUGGGAAUGCCCCCUAUGGGUCAGCGACCCCCCAGCAUGACUCCAAUGCCACCUGGUAUAAUGCCCCCUGGCAUAAUGCCACCGAUGGCAGCCCCACCAAUGGGACAGAUGCCAGGCAUGUUGCCACCUAUGAUGCCAGGAAUGAUGAUGGCUCCUCGCAUCCCAGCUGCGACUGUACAGCCAACGGGACCGCCUGGUGUCGAUUCAACAGUUGCUGCACCGGGAACUACUACCGCCACAAAUGGAUCUUCGCAGGAAGAACAACCAAAAAAGAAGUCCGUUUGGACAGAACAUAAAUCGCUGGAUGGGAAAACAUAUUAUUACAACACAGAAACCAAACAGUCCACAUGGGAGAAACCUGAUGACCUUAAAUCUCCUGCAGAGCAACUGUUGUCUAAAUGCCACUGGAAGGAGUACAAGUCAGACACGGGGAAGCCUUAUUACUACAACUCUCAAACGAAGGAAUCCAGAUGGACCAAACCCAAAGAGCUGGAGGAUCUGGAAGCUAUGAUCAAAGCAGAGGAGAACGGAACGGCAGAGGCGGCAGCCGUGGCGCCGGGAACUGCUGCUACUCCUACAGUGCAAACAGACAACACGACUACGUUGGCCGCCGCAACAGAGGUGGAGACAACCGCUGUAGCAACGGCGGCGGCGGCGGCUGCUGCAGUCGUCUCAGAGGAGCUCCCGUCCCAGGUGACCGUGCAUCCAGCAGCUGAGGUUAAGACCACAGAUGCACCUGCGGUUUCCACCGAGAGUUCAGCUGUGACAGAGAGUACAGCCAGUGUUAAGGUUACUAAAGAAGAGCCGCCGGAACUCCAGAAGAAAACGUACAAAUGGAACACCAAGGAGGAGGCCAAGCAGGCUUUCAAAGAGCUGCUGAAGGAAAAGGGUGUUUCAUCAAACUCCUCUUGGGAGCAGGCCAUGAAACUGAUUAUCAACGAUCCUCGCUACAGCGCGCUUCCCAAGCUGAGUGAAAAGAAGCAGGCCUUCAACGCCUACAAAGUUCAAACUGAAAAGGAAGAAAAGGAGGAGGCUCGGAUUAAAUACAAGGAGUCCAAAGAGACCUUUCAGAGAUUCCUGGAAAACCAUGAAAAGAUGACGUCCACCACCAGAUACAAGAAAGCGGAGCAGAUGUUUGGAGAGCUGGAAGUGUGGAGCUGCGUUCCUGAGAGAGACAGACUGGAGAUCUAUGAAGAUGUGCUCUUCUUCCUCGCUAAAAAGGAGAAAGAACAAGCCAAGCAGCUAAGGAAGAGGAACUGGGAAGCUCUGAAGAACAUUCUGGACAACAUGGCCAACGUCACGUACCGCACCACGUGGUCCGAGGCGCAGCAGUAUCUGCUCGACAAUCCUACGUUUGCAGAGGACGAAGAGCUGCAGAAUAUGGACAAAGAGGACGCCCUCAUUUGCUUCGAGGAGCACAUCCGGGCCCUGGAGAAGGAGGAAGAGGAGGAGAAGCAAAAGACUCUUCUCAGAGAAAGAAGACGGCAGCGAAAGAACAGGGAGUCCUUUCAGAAAUUUCUGGACGAGCUCCAUGACCACGGUCAGCUGCACUCCAUGUCCUCCUGGAUGGAGAUGUACCCCGCCCUCAGCUCCGACAUGCGCUUCGCCAACAUGCUGGGACAGCCUGGUUCCACUCCCUUGGAUCUUUUCAAAUUCUACGUAGAAGACCUAAAAGCUCGUUACCAUGACGAAAAGCGAAUAAUUAAAGAUAUCCUCAAGGACAAAGGCUUCAUGGUGGAAGUGAACACCAGCUUUGAUGAUUUCGGAUCAAUCAUCAGCUCCGAUAAGAGAGCCGCCACACUGGACGCAGGAAACAUAAAGCUGGCCUUCAACAGUCUGCUGGAGAAGGCUGAAGCCCGAGAGCGGGAGCGGGAGAAGGAGGAGGCCCGCAAGAUGAAAAGAAAAGAAGCGGCUUUCAAAACCAUGCUGAAGCAAGCCACUCCACCCCUGGAACCAGAGGCAUUGUGGGAGGGAGUCAGGGAGCGGUUUGUGAAAGAGGCGGCCUUCGAGGACAUCACUCUGGAGUCGGAGCGGAAAAGAAUCUUUAAAGAUUUCAUGCACGUUUUGGAGCAUGAAUGUCAGCAUCACCACUCCAAGACGAAGAAGCACUCGAAGAAGUCCAAGAAGCACCACAGGAAGAGAUCCCGCUCCCGAUCGGGCUCCGAGUCUGAGGAAGAGGAGUACCACAAGAAGAAGAAGAGGUCUCAAUCCAAAUCUCCAUCAGAGCGAUCAACCAGCGGAGAGUCUGCAGAGAGGAGCUACAAGAAAUCCAAGAAGCACAAGAAGAAGGGCAAGAAGAGGCGUCACAAGUCUGCCUCCCCGGAAUCUGACAGCGAGAAGAAGACCAGAGAACGCGAAGGAAAGCGGGAAAAGGACGCAGAGAAGGAGAAAGAGGACAAAUCCAGAGGGAAAUCCCGUCCAGACUCCAAACAGAAAUCUCCUAAAAGGAAAGCGGCUAAGGAAGAGCAGGGCGGCUGGGAUACAUCUGGCAGUGAGCUGAGUGAAGGAGAGCUGGAGAAAAGGAGAAGAACCUUACUGGAGCAGCUGGAUGCUCCUUAACCUGCCGGACCGGAGAAACCCUUCCGGUUUCUGGGAAUGUCCCACACUGAUCUGACUUGUGCAUUUUCAGACUAAUUCAUAGCAAGAAACUCAAUUGAAAAAUUUUCACUUGUUAGCAUUUUACUUUAGCGGUUGUAGUCGUCCAUGUUUUCAUUGUUUUUGUUUUUUUAAUUAAAGCAUAUCAUAAAGUCAAGUUGUCCUUUCAACCAGUUUGUCAAAACAAUGUCGUCUUAAGAAAUGCCAACUUUUUUAAUAGAGGAAGUGCAUUAAAUAAAAUCUUUAACUUGAAAUGCUAA